CAAACCCGAACAAGUCCACUAUCCACCCCUCCAACCCAACUGCAAGGGAAGGCGACGCAGUUCGAUUCGAUCGCUUAUAAUUCUCGUCUCGCUUCCUCCUCGCUUCUCUCUAGCUUUGCCGCGCGCAUCCGGUCCCAACCUCUCCGGCUCCGAGUAUUCUAUUCUCCCGGGCCGAGCCAAUUCAACACGCUGUGCGUAGUUGGGCACUUCCCCAGCCGCAGAUAUAAGCCGCGCCGUGAGGCCGAACCUCCUGUCACAGACGACGGGAGUCGGGAGACGAGAUCACACACACCCGCACACAGAGGCAGAGGCGCGGGCACACGACACAAGCGGCGGCGUAGCAGAGCACAGCGCGGCUAUCACAUCACAUGCGCGCAGGCGCAGCGGCGCGGAGGCAGCAUCCGCGGGCACAUGCCGAGGUAUCGCGCGGCUGUCGUGCAAUGAGCGGCGCGGGCGCCGCAGCGUUGUCUCGCCGGCUCGGGGUCGUGCUGCUGCUGGUUCUGGCGGCCGUUCUUGGAGCCGAGGGGAAGGCACACAAAUACGAGGACGCGCUGCAGAAGAGCCUGCUCUACUUCGAGGCGCAGCGGUCGGGGCGGCUCCCGCACAGCCAGCGCGUCACCUGGCGCCACCACUCCGGCCUCACCGACGGCCUCGAGCAAGGGGUGGAUUUGGUUGGGGGUUACUACGACGCCGGGGAUCAUGUCAAGUUCGGCCUGCCGAUGGCGUUCACGGUGACGAUGCUGUCAUGGAGCAUGAUCGAGUACGGAGACGACGUCGCAGCGGCCGGCGAGCUCGGACACGCGCUGGAGGCCAUCAAGUGGGGCACGGACUACUUCAUCAAGGCGCACACGAAGCCCGACGAGCUCUGGGCUGAGGUGGGCGACGGCGACACGGAUCACUACUGCUGGCAGCGGCCGGAGGACAUGACGACGUCGCGGCAGGCGUACAAGGUCGACCGGGAGCACCCCGGGUCCGACAUCGCCGGCGAGACGGCGGCGGCGAUGGCGGCCGCGUCCAUGGUCUUCCGCGAGUCCAAUCCGCACUACGCGCACCUCCUCCUGCACCACGCCCAGCAGCUGUUCGAGUUUGCCGACAAGUACAGGGGGAAAUACGACAGCAGCAUCGCGGAGGUGAAGAGCUACUACGCGUCGGUGAGCGGGUACAAGGACGAGCUCCUGUGGGCCGCCCUGUGGCUCCACCGCGCCACCGGCAGGGCUGAAUACCUCGACUACGUCGUCGACAAGGCCGACUGCUUCGGCGGGACUGGUUGGGCCAUCAACGAGUUUAGCUGGGACGUCAAGUACGCCGGCGUUCAGAUCCUAGCAGCAAGACUGCUGCUUAGAGGAGAGCACGCGACGCAUCACAGGAGCACGCUGGAGCAAUACAAGGCGAAGGCGGAGCACUACGUGUGCGCGUGCUUGGGCCGGAACAUGGACGGCGGCGCGGACGCAAACGUGGAGCGCAGCCCUGGCGGGAUGCUCUACAUCCGGCAGUGGAACAACAUGCAGUACGUGACCAGCGCCGCGUUCCUGCUCUCCGCAUACUCGGACUACCUUGCCGAGGCCGGCGUCCGGACCGUGGCGUGCGCGGGCGGCGAGACCGUGGCGACCGACGAGGUGUUCGCGCUCGCCAGGGCGCAGGUGGACUACGUGCUGGGCACCAACCCCAGGGGCGUCAGCUACCUCGUCGGGUACAGCGCCAAGUACCCAAACCGAGUGCACCACCGCGCCGCGUCCAUCGUGCCGUACAAGCACAGCAAGGAAUUCAUCGGAUGCACGCAGGGGUUCGACCACUGGUUCGGCCGGCGGAGCUCCAACCCCAACGUCCUCGUCGGCGCGAUCGUCGGCGGGCCGGACCGGUGGGACAGGUUCAGGGACAACCGGGAGAACUACAUGCAGACGGAGGCGUGCACGUACAACACCGCGCCGAUGGUCGGCAUGUUCGCGAAGCUGAACCGGAUGGCGCGGCAGGAGAGGGAACAUGGGUCGACGCCGGUGGCCUCGACGGCUGCUGAGGUGUAAAUAGAUAGGAUGUAGAGGGGGCUGUACAAUUUUCCCCAUUCUUUGGUUCCAUUUUUUGAGCUUUGGAUUUCAUUUUACACAGAUCGAGAUGAUUGUAUACAAGAAAGAAAAGAAAAGAAAAGAAAAGGGGUGGAGGCAAUUAGAUGCAAAUGUAAAAUCGCUGCCAGUACAUAUGAGAAAAAAUUGGCAUGCUUAAUUUAUUGGCGA
Messenger RNA from Phragmites australis (common reed), 2228 nucleotides. Its product is annotated as endoglucanase 7-like. The transcript is spliced from 5 exons. The record is from RefSeq and is a predicted model, not a curated record. NCBI's taxonomy places the organism in Eukaryota, Viridiplantae, Streptophyta, Magnoliopsida, Poales, Poaceae. Bases 369 to 2021 code for a protein of 550 amino acids. Gene Ontology annotation, molecular function: hydrolase activity, hydrolyzing O-glycosyl compounds. Gene Ontology annotation, biological process: carbohydrate metabolic process.